This is a messenger RNA of Aethalodelphis obliquidens (Pacific white-sided dolphin), 2045 nucleotides long. RefSeq names its product general transcription factor IIIC subunit 6 (gene GTF3C6). Gene Ontology annotation, biological process: transcription by RNA polymerase III. Gene Ontology annotation, cellular component: transcription factor TFIIIC complex. The coding region runs from base 16 to 753 and encodes 245 amino acids. The record is from RefSeq and is a predicted model, not a curated record. NCBI's taxonomy places the organism in Eukaryota, Metazoa, Chordata, Mammalia, Artiodactyla, Delphinidae. The transcript has 6 exons.
CUGCCCGUACUCAAGAUGGCGGCCCCGGCGGGCGGGGCCCACGGCUCGGAGACCGCGCGGAGGAGCGGCGGCAUGGCGGCGGUGGCCGAGGAGCCGAGUCGGGGAUACUGGGACGACGAAGAGGAGGAGGAGGAGGAGGAGGAGGCAGAGCAGUUGGUUCUGGUGGAAUUAUCAGGAAUUAUUGAUUCAGACUUUCUCUCAAAAUGUGAAAAUAAAUGCAAGAUUUUGGGAAUUGAUACUGAGAAGCCCAUUCUGCAAGUGGACAGCUAUGUCUUUGCUGGAGAGUAUGAAGACACUCUUGGGACCUGUGUUAUCUUUGAAGAAAAUGUUGAACAUGUGGAUGCAGAAGGCAAUAAUAAAACAGUGCUAAAAUAUAAAUGCCACACAAUGAAGAAGCUCAGCAUGACAAGAACUCUUCUGACAGAAAAGAAGGAAGGAGAAGAAAACAUAGGUGGUGUGGAAUGGCUGCAAAUCAAGGAAAAUGAUUUCUCCUGUAGACCCAACAUGAUUUGUAGUUUUCUGCAUGAAAAUGAAGAGGAUGAAGUUGUAGCUCCAGACCCAGAUAAAUCUUUGGAGUUGGAAGAGCAAGAGAUUCAAAUGAAAGAUAAUUCAAACCUGAGUUAUGAACAGGAGAAACCACCAAACUUGGAUAUAGAGGAUUCUGGUCCUCUUAUUGAUAUCCCUUCUUCUGAGACAGAAGGCUCUGUUUUUAUGGAAACUCAAGAAACUGCCUUAGAAAUCACUCCUAGAUGAAAUGUUCCUCAUAAAAACUAGUCAUGAUGUUUUUAGAGUUUUUAUAUAAAAUAACUGGCUUUGUAGUUUUCAGUUCACAAUUUUAUUAUUUUUGUUGGCUAUAUACGCAUUUCCAAUUAUAAUAUAGUUUAAUAUACUAGAAUCAUUAAGGACCAGAUACGAGUUUUUAAAAAUAUGGUUUCAAUGACUGUAGGGACCCUUCUGUGAUGAGUCCUUUAAAAGGGGGUUUUACUAAGGUAAGUGUGAGUUUCUAUUGCAGCCAUCACAAAUUACCACAGACUUAGUGGCUAAAGUGUAUUAAGCUACACAAGUGUAUUGUCUUAUAGUUUUGUAGGUCAGCCAUCUGAUAUGGGUCUCACCUGGGCUAAAAUCAAGGUAUUUGCAGAGCUUCAUUCUCUUCUGGAUGUGGCAUGGGGGACUCCAUUUCCUCGUUCAUUCAGUUGUUGGCAGAAUUCAGUUCUUUGCAGCUGAAGGAUCGCGGUCCCAUUUCCUUGCUGUUGGCUGAGAGCCAUUCCCAGCCAAACCACUUCUAGAGGCUGCCUGCAUUCCUUCACUCAUGGUCCGCUUCUCUUCAAAGCCAGCAAUGGUCAAGUCCCUCUCAGUCUUUGAAUCUCUCCUGCUUCUUCCAUAAUCCUAUUGAUGAUGGACCCUUCUGCCUUCUUUUAAAGGUCCAUUUGAUUACACUGGGCACAUCUGGGUAACUUCCCUGUUUUAAGGUCUAUAACCUUAAUUCCAUCUGCAAAGUCCCUUUUGCCAUGUAAUUUAACCAGGCAUAAAACUGAGAAUUAUGGCAUGAAAACAUUUGGGGGGCCAUUUUCCAGUCUACCAAUGUCAGUAUUACUCCUGAGAACAGAAAAAGAAUUCAGAAGUGCUUAAGGGUGAAGGUACAGUUCUGAUAUUCCAGCUGUAAUUUCACUUCUUUCCCACUGAAUAAAGAUGGUUGGAAUUCAGCUGUAACAUUCUACAAUAUUAUGGUGAUAACCUAGAUCUACCCUAACUUGUAUUUUUUAAGUAAAUUAGUCACACACUUUGAUACAGGUUGAACUAUAUGAAAUUACCAAUAUUUGUUUCUGACUAUAAAACUCUGCAAUUUUAUAUGGUUUAACCUGGUACUAAUAAGUUAAAACACUCCUCACGUUAAUUAUAUCUCACAACUGUUGGAGGUGUAACUGUUGUGACAGAUUAGAGAACUAAUGUUCUAGGAUGAGGAAUUUUUUCCUUCAGUAGGUUUUGUAAAUUUUUACUGUUUAUUUGGAAAACAACUUACCCUGAUUAAAAGCAUUUCCAAAUCA